AUGGAAAAAGGUACCGAAAUUUUAAACGGACACUUUUAUUUUAAACAUCUUCAACAAGGAGUAGAUAGAACUAAAGCUAUUUGUAAACACUGCAAAGCGGAAUUUUCUUAUCAUCGGAGUACUUCAAGCUUGAAGUAUCACUUAAAUGCAAUGCACACCGUUGAUGCUAACAAAUCAUCCACCCAAACAAACAGUGGAGGAAACCUUCGGCAGACUACGUUAGAUGCAGCACGAGGGAGAACUACAGAGAAACAAAAGAAAGACAAGAUAACAAAUUCCAUUGCAAAGUGGGUAGCUACAAAUUGCAGGCCAACUGGUAUUGUGGAAGAUGUCGGUUUGAAGAAUGUUAUUCGGAUCGCAACGAAUGACUGCACGUAUGAGCCUCCGCCAAGACGCACCAUUGUAAGAAAAAUACAUGAACUGUAUGAAAACGAGAGGACUAUAAAGGCAAUGGCAUUACAACGUGCACAAACUGUUGCCCUCACCGGAGACUACUGGACAUUGCUGGGUAACCAUAAUUAUCUCGGAGUAACUGUGCAUUACAUUGAUGAACAAUGGAAACUGCAUUCACAUGCUUUGACAGUAAUGAAGACACAAGAAAGACAUUUUGCUGAAACGUGCGCAGAACAUUUCAUUCAUGUUGCACAGCAGUGGGACAUUUUAAAUAAAGUCAAUAUUGUCGCUGCUGCAAGACAUCUGCCUUUUGAACGCGUCCCUUGUGUCGCUCACAGUCUUCAGCGUUCUGUCACAGUAUCUUUGCACAACAGCGCGUUUGACAAUGCCCUGGCUAAAUGCAGAAAGGUGGUGGGCCAUUUUAAACACAGUCCAGCAAGUGCUGCAGAAUUAGAAAAAAAAACAAAUUGA
Molecule: messenger RNA, 864 nt
Organism: Hydra vulgaris (swiftwater hydra)
Lineage: Eukaryota; Metazoa; Cnidaria; Hydrozoa; Anthoathecata; Hydridae
Product: E3 SUMO-protein ligase ZBED1-like
Biological process (GO): regulation of transcription by RNA polymerase II
Cellular component (GO): nucleus
Molecular function (GO): DNA binding
Source: RefSeq, a predicted model, not a curated record